AGAGAAGAAGGAGGUGACUCUUGGCAACUGCGUGGCAAGACAAGAGCAGAAGGUGUGCCUUGGUGGACUGAGAGGCAACCAUGGGAACGAGAAACGCUCUUGCAUGGUGGUGCCUUCACCUUCACUAAUUUUAGUCCCCGUUCACAAAAAAACACCAACAACAAAAAGAAAAGAUUUAAUCAGCUUCAGGCGUUUCAAAUCCCCCCGCAAAAAAAGCAACCACCUUCACCUUCUCCUUCAUCCUUCCUUGCUGCACCAAUAUUGUCCAAAAAAAAAAAAACAGGAAAAGAAAGAAAAAAGAGAGAAGUUAUAUAAAGAAAGCUGAGUGAAAAUGAUGGAGCCUCAGAGCAGGAAAAGAGGAAGGGAAGGAGAUGUGGAGGAGGACAAGGUUGACACCUCAGACAACACCUCCUCAAAGAGACAAUUAGUUGGCGUUAGUUACGAGCACAGCAACAAUUAUGAAGAUCAUGGAGACCAAAAAUUAGAGGACAAGGGUAAUUGCAAUGAUGAAGAAUUGGAUGAGUGGGACUAUUGCAUGUCCUCCUUGGGAGUGUUCGAUUUCCCAUGGCUGAGGGAAGGCGAUGGCAUGAUCUUCGGGUCGGAGGAGGACGGCGAGAGCAAAGCCGAGGACGCGUUCUCGUUCUCGCCGUCGUUCGCGGCUGCUGACCAUGGCAUGGAGCUCUGCGAGCUGUUGCCGUCUUGCCAGAACUCGGCGUUGUUGCUAGAUUCACCAGGCGACAAUCACGACACAUUGUUGCCGGACCAACAACAGUCGCCGGCGCAAGGCGGUGAUGAUUUGGAGGGGCUGGAUUGCAUUUGGAGCUCCGUCCUCAAUCAGCCCCUUGAAGGAGGGUUCUGAACCAACUCAACGUUGCAAUCCUCCACAUACAUCAUCCAAUUUUCACUUUUCAUAUAGUUUUUGUUUUCUUAUUUGUUUGUUGGAUUUUGUUUAUAUCAAUGUGAUUUAAUGCGUUUGCAUGGUCAA
Molecule: messenger RNA, 985 nt
Organism: Syzygium oleosum
Lineage: Eukaryota; Viridiplantae; Streptophyta; Magnoliopsida; Myrtales; Myrtaceae
Exons: 2
Coding region: 332-859 (175 amino acids)
Source: RefSeq, a predicted model, not a curated record